AUGCCACCCAAGGGAGCCCGCAAGACAGCACCAGGCAGUGCACAAAAAGGCAAAGCGCGCAAAACAGCCGCUGCGCCCGCCGCUGCUCCCGCAGAUGGAGAUGGCACACCAACGAAAGCACGCAAAACAAAUGCAGGAAACAAAGUUGCAAAGACCACCGCCAACGUCCAACCCGGAGACCCAACCCCCACAGGCCAUCGCCGCCGCUACAAGCCCGGCACCGUCGCUUUAAAAGAAAUUCGCCGCUACCAACGCUCUUAUGACCUUCUCAUCGCUAAAUUGCCCUUUGCGCGCUUAGUCCGCGAAGUCGCGCUCGAUCUCCUCCCCGCCGACGUCGGCGCCGAGCUGCGCUGGCAGUCGUUCGCUAUCCAAGCUCUGCAAGAGGCCGCUGAAGCUUUCCUUGUUCAUCUCUUCGAGGAUACGAAUUUGUGCGCACUGCAUGCGAAACGCGUUACGAUUAUGCAGAAGGAUAUCCAGCUUGCGCGGAGAAUUCGCGGAGUCUGGGCUGGGCUGGGCUGA
Messenger RNA from Penicillium robsamsonii, 519 nucleotides. RefSeq names its product histone H3 family protein. The record is from RefSeq and is a predicted model, not a curated record. Gene Ontology annotation, cellular component: nucleosome. Gene Ontology annotation, molecular function: DNA binding; structural constituent of chromatin; protein heterodimerization activity. NCBI's taxonomy places the organism in Eukaryota, Fungi, Ascomycota, Eurotiomycetes, Eurotiales, Aspergillaceae. The transcript is spliced from 2 exons. The coding region runs from base 1 to 519 and encodes 172 amino acids.